This is a messenger RNA of Oryza sativa Japonica Group (Japanese rice), 471 nucleotides long. Lineage: Eukaryota; Viridiplantae; Streptophyta; Magnoliopsida; Poales; Poaceae. The record is from RefSeq and is a predicted model, not a curated record.
AUGGCCGCGGUGGUGGUGUACGACCCCGCGGCGGCGCCGACCACCACGCCGCCGGUCUCCUCCAAGAAGACGCCCGCGCCUGCCGCUGUGCCUACUACCACUGCACCCACUGCCGCGCCGAUCACCCCUGCCACCCCGGCCCUUCCCACGGCGCCCACCACCUUGCCUCCGGCCAUCGCGCCAUCCACCAAGUCCACCAAGGCACCCGUCCUAGCGCCCAAGGCCAAGGCCACCCCGCCGCCACCUCCUCUCUCCCGGUCGAGGCUCCCGUCGCCUGCGUCGUUGUCCACCAUCUUGAGGAUCCCUGCUGCGGCGCAUGCCGAGCCACCGCAUCUGGAGCUCAGACAGCCCGCCUCACUCGCCUGCUCCGCCCUCCACUCGCCUCCGGAGGCGUCGGCGAGGCUUCACCCGCACCACCAGCACCUCCACGCCACCCACUCCCUCCUAGCCUUCUCCACCUCCGCCAACUGA